AGAUAUGUUUUGUACGUUUUGUGUAUCAAGUAUUUACAAAUGACAUGGUCAUCCAACCUCAACACGGAUAGUUUAUAGUGAAGUGUAUCGUAAUUAAGUCUUAAAAAGAUCUGAAAAAUGGGUGCAAUAAAGAACUACUUUAAACAACAGUUCCAAACUAGCAUGUGGACGUUACAAUAUGAAUCAGCAUCAGAUUUCUACUUAUGUUCUUUCCAAAAAAACGUUUCGCCUUUACCUUCAAUUUUAAUACGAGGAUUUCUAUUCUUGAGCGGCUGUGCCAUUAUAAUAGCGUCGAUUAUACUUACCUCAGAAUACGGUGUUGGAGCGUAUUGGCCGAUUUAUUUAACCCAUUGGGGUCUUCUGUUUCUAACUGUUGCAAGUGGUUUUGGAUUUGUAAUAGCUGUUAUAGCGUACCUCCAAGGAUCCAUCGAUGAUACUUUUGGUCUGCCAUGGUAUAUCAAGGUUUAUUGGGCGACUUAUAAUAUAGCGAUCCCGUUAGCAUUUUUCAUCACCGUUUUCUAUUGGAUAUUUUUAGCUAAUGCCAGCGAAGAUUUUGCCGUUAACUUCGUCCUGGACAUGUUCAUCCACGCAGUGAACAGCAUCUUGAUGCUGAUCCUUUUGUUCAGCGCCCGGCAGCCCUCUAACGCGCUGCACUUUUACUUCCUCAUUGUUCUUUCCAUCAUCUACGUUAUAUUCACCGUGAUAUAUUACGCCGCUGGAGGCACCGAUCCAUUCGGAAACCCUUUUAUUUACCCUGUAUUAAAUUGGUCCGAUCCAGGAGCAUCAGUGAUUAUGAUCAUUAUUUCUAUUAUUUUGGUCACGAUAAUUCACUUCAUCACGGUAUUGCUCAGUCUUGCAAGGGAUGCCUUGGGCCGUACCUGUCGAAACGAGAAUACAUUUGACCUAGCUUAUUGAAGACAAACUCUCAUAAUAUUUUAGGUACCUAGGUACUUAUUUUCUUAUAAAGUUAUUUUUUUUUGGAA
Molecule: messenger RNA, 983 nt
Organism: Maniola jurtina (meadow brown)
Lineage: Eukaryota; Metazoa; Arthropoda; Insecta; Lepidoptera; Nymphalidae
Product: protein rolling stone-like
Exons: 4
Coding region: 118-915 (265 amino acids)
Cellular component (GO): membrane
Source: RefSeq, a predicted model, not a curated record